AUGGAAAAUAAAAUUCAAAACGAAAUAAUUAAUCCUUCAUCUCAGAUAUAUUAUAUAACUGAAAUAUUAAAAAACUAUGGGUAUAACGAUAAUUUUGAAAAUAAAGUUGACUUUGCUGUUGAAAUAGAUAGAUUUGAUCUAAUUAAAUAUUUACAUUCAAAAGGUUAUAAAGGUACAAAAGAUGCAAUUGCUUAUGCUGCAGAAAAUGGUCACCUUAAAAUUAUUAAAUAUUUACAUGAAUUAGGGUAUAAAGGGUAUAAAGGUACAAAAGAUGUAAUUAAUUAUGCUGCAAUGAAUGGUCAUCUUGAAGUAAUUAAAUAUUUACAUGAAUUAGGGUAUAAAGGUACAAAAGAUGCAAUUAAUAAUGCUGUAGUAGAUGGAUAUUUAGAUGUAGUUAAAUAUUUAAUAUCUUUAAAUUAUAAAGUCAAUGAAACUGAUUUUAUGUGUGCUUUGCAGGUUAAGAUUGUUUAUGAAUAA
This is a messenger RNA of Hydra vulgaris (swiftwater hydra), 477 nucleotides long. NCBI's taxonomy places the organism in Eukaryota, Metazoa, Cnidaria, Hydrozoa, Anthoathecata, Hydridae. The record is from RefSeq and is a predicted model, not a curated record.